This is a messenger RNA of Nanorana parkeri, 651 nucleotides long. RefSeq names its product biogenesis of lysosomal organelles complex 1 subunit 3 (gene BLOC1S3). Bases 48 to 602 code for a protein of 184 amino acids. The transcript has 2 exons. Gene Ontology annotation, cellular component: BLOC-1 complex. NCBI's taxonomy places the organism in Eukaryota, Metazoa, Chordata, Amphibia, Anura, Dicroglossidae. The record is from RefSeq and is a predicted model, not a curated record.
GAAGUUGUGUGUCAGUGAUCAGUCACCUGCACUGAGAGCACAACACAAUGUCUUUUCGAGACUUUCAAACCAUUGUUAAAGGAGAAGCUUCUGAAACCGAUGAUGAAGAAGAGAUGUAUGUGACAUCUGUCCCAGUGAGUGCCUCAUCUGGAGCUUGUGGUGUGAAAGUCCAAGGAGAGGCUUCAGAGACGGAUGACGAGGAAGACAUUGUUAAGGACAGAAAUGAAAUACAUUCCAAGAGGCUGGAAAAGGAGCUCCCUCCUCUGGUAGUCAUCAGAAACGAGGGAGAGACUUCUCCGGUGGCUUUGGAGGAAAAACCACUUGUGAAUAUACAGCAGCUGGGUCGCUACAGCACUUUAUUACAGCAGAAACUUCUUGAAAGUAACGCACGGCUGUACCAUGAUGUCAAUAACACCAUACGACAGGUCUAUCAUACAACUACCAGUGAGAUCCGGACUUUGACUAGUCAGCUUAACAACUCACAAAACGGGAUCAUCAAUGCAUCUCACAACAUCCGGCUUGCCCUUGAAGACUUAAAAGGGGUGUCUGAGAAGAUUGACAUCAUAACCAGCUGUAACCUACUACCUGAUAUCAAGAUCUGACUGUACAGGAAUGUUUCGUUAAUGUAAUGGAUCAAAGAAAACGUGCAUC